ACACAACAAGCAGCUGGAGCAGCUGACCAACGGCGUUGGGCUCGCCCAUCACAGUCGGGCCAAGCGCAGUACGGCACACAUCGCCAACAACGAGUACACGAUCGAGGUCCUGGUCGCCGUCGACAAGAAGAUGCAGGAGUACCACCGGGAUACGCUCAAGUCGUACGUGCUGACGCUGAUGUCGAUCGUCUCCAGCAUUUACGCCGAUGCCAGCAUUGGGAAUUCAAUUAAGAUAGCCGUGGUGCAUAUUCUGUACCUCCACCAGGAUCUGGCCGCCAGCAGCAAGCUCGAUCAAAACGGCAGCAAAGGCGUUUCCGCGUCCGAGAUGCUGCAGGCGUUCUGCAAGUUGAAGGCGGCCUCCAACUUCCACCACGAUACGGCGUUUCUGCUGACGCGGGAGCAAAUCUGCCGCCACCAGUCCAAGUGUGACACGUUGGGGCUGGCCGAGCUCGGAACCAUGUGCAAGCGGUCCUCGUGUGCGAUCGUCCAGGACAACGGGCUGUCGGCGGCGUUCACGAUCGCGCACGAGCUGGGACACGUACUCAGCAUGCCCCACGACGACGACGUCCGAUGCAUCCCGUUCCGGGGUGAAGGCAGCGGCAAGCAGAACAUCAUGUCCCGAAUGCUGGACCAGAACACCCAUCCGUGGUCGUGGUCCAACUGUUCGCGGAACUUCGUCACCGAGUACCUGGAACAAAACCACGCCGCCUGCAUGCUGGACAAACCGACAACGGACCUGAUCGAACCGUCCUCGUCGCACACGAAGCUGGCCGGCGAAAAGUUCACCAACAACCAGCAGUGCGAGCUGGUGUUCGGCAACGGGUCGCGCAUCUGCUCGUACAUGCCCGUCUGCGAGCGGCUCUGGUGCAACAACGGCGACGAGCUGCUCGGCUGCCGGACGCAGCACAUGCCCUGGGCGGACGGAACUAGCUGCGGCGAGAACCAGUGGUGCCAGAAGGGCCAGUGCGUGCACGUGAACCGGAAGGCGCUGCAGCCGCAGGACGGCGGCUGGGGCCAGUGGAGUCCGUUCAGCGAAUGCAGUCGAAGUUGUGGCACUGGGGUUCAGAUAUCUACGCGAGUCUGCGACUCGCCACCGCCGGCCAAUGGUGGAAAGUACUGCACUGGGAUGCGGAUGCAGUACCGAUCGUGUAGCACGCACGAGUGUCCGAACAGUGCGCUGGACUACCGGGAGGAGCAGUGCCAGGAGCUGGACGGAAACAACUUUGAAAUUCCCGGCCUGGAGAAGAACGUCAAGUGGGUUCCGAAGUACGGCGUCAAAUCCGAAGAUCAGUGCAAGUUGUACUGCCGGGUUAAGAACUCCAACAACUACUUCCUGCUGCGGGACAAGGUCAGGGAUGGGACCGCCUGUGCCCAUCCGCACGAGUCGUACGACAUGUGCAUCAAUGGGCACUGCCGGAAGGCGGGUUGCGAUUACGUGUUCGAAUCGGAUGCCAAGCUGGACAAGUGUGGCGUCUGUCGGGGUAGCAACGAUACCUGCAGCGACGUCAACGGGGUGUUCCCGCACAGCAACAUUCACUACAUGAAGAAGACGUUUGGAUAUGUGCAGAAGAUCGUGCGAAUUCCUCGUGGCGCAACGAAUAUUGUGCUGAUCCAGCGAGGAUACAAGGAUGACGGGAACUACUUGGCUCUGCGCGACGAAGACAACGAGUACAUCUUCAACCCGCCCAAGAUCCCGAUCAUCCCGGGCUUGAAGAAGCGCCUCUUUGCCGGCGUCAUGCUCGAGUACAACGGUCCGGACGAGCCGAUCGAGACCAUCCAGUCGGACUUUGGACGGCCGCUGAAACGAGAUCUGAUCGUGGAGAUUUACUCGCACAACAAGAUGCGUCCCGUCAGCGAGAACAUUGUCGAGUACAGCUUCACGAUCCCAAUUGAUCGAUACCAGCCGCAGCAGCAGGUUCAACAAGUGUCCAAGGCGACGCCGAUUUAUACGCCACAGUACCCUAGCCAGAACAGCAUUCCGAACUACCAGUGGAAGAUGUCCGACUGGAGCGAGUGCGAUCAAAGCUGCUACGGACGACGACACCGAACGGCCGGAUGUUACGACAUCGAGACGGGCAAGGAAAAGUCAGGCUCGUUCUGUAGAAACAGUGCGAAACCUCAGCAAGACAACGAACCGUGCAACAUGGAGUGCAAGUUUGAAUGGGAACCAUUGAGUUCCGAAUGCUCCAACAGCUGCGGCGAGGGCGUCAAGCACAUCAAGUACCAGUGCAUCCAGCGGUUCCUCAAGUCCCAGCAGACGAACCCCGUCGACUCGACGUUCUGCUCAAACAUCCCCACACCCCGAACGAUGGAAAAGUGCCACGGAACGUGUCCGGAUGCGACCUGGAGCUACGGCGACUGGGAUAUGUGUUCCCGCACGUGUGGUGGUGGCCGUCAGAACCGCUCCGUUGCCUGUCUGUCCGCGCCGAACGGGUCGUCGAUCGCCGAGAGCUUCUGCGCCAAGCUGCCGCGGGAGGAAACGUACCGGGCCUGCAAUACCGACAGCUGCCCCGAGUGGCUCACAGGAGAACUGACACCGUGUUCGGUGACCUGUGGAGAAGGCCAACAGCGGUAUGCUAUCCACUGUGUACUAAACAAUGUAAGCGUUAACGCGGCUUUAUGUGGCACCCGGCCGGUGGCCGUGCUCGUCAACUGUACCAUGCCACCCUGCGAGAAGAAGCAAGAAUCCACGUACGCUUACUCGGGCGAGGAAACCAGGCCCUCGGUCAUACGGCAUUCCGACAACAAUCACGAGUACGCAUCCCGCAACGACAUCAGCUUCAGCAACGCGUCGCAAUCUCUGCAGCAGCCCCAUCCGUACAAGUGGUGCAAGGGCGUUUGGACGCCGUGUAACGCCAAGUGUAACGGGGGCACGCGCUGGCGUAAGGUGCAGUGCUGCCAUACGGACAACGAGUCCGCCACCGUGAACGAUCGGUACUGUCACCACGAGAAAAAGCCGAUGGAGAAGACCAACUGCGGCAACUUCCGGUGCCCGCAGUGGAACUUUGGCCAGUGGGGCGAGUGCAAUGACGAUUGCAAGCGCUACCGCCAGGUGCUCUGCCAAGACCACCGCGGCAAGGAAAGUAACGAGUGUCCCCUGAACCAGAAACCACCCGAGGUGGAGUCGUGUUGCCACUUCCGAUGGAGGAUUACUAACUGGAAGCCUUGUAAUGUGACGUGCGGUGGUGGCGACGGUUACCGUACCGGCGAGCGUGUCUGUAUGCGUCUGUUCCCGAAGUCCGCCGACAAUCCGCACCCGGUCAAAACGGGCCGCAAGGUCGACGCCAAGAACUGUGCCCACGUCAAGAUCCCCCCGGCCAAGAAGCUGGUCCGCAAGUGCAAACCCUGCCAGUUCCGGUGGGAGGUUUCCCCGUGGUCAAAGUGCAAGUGCGACGGCUUCCAGCGCCGGUCGGUCAAGUGCUACGACGAGAUCACCAAGACGGAGUCGAUCCGCUGCCCGGAGACGCGCCCCUACCAGAAGCGCAAGUGCGAACCGGCCCAGGACUGCCGCCAGCGGUACAGCAAGUCGGUCGCGUUCAGCUGUGCGGACGUGCAGCGCAUCCGGCGGACGCGUGCCGAUGGCGAGUACACGCUGAGCGUGCAGGGCCGCCCGGUGUCGGUGUACUGCCACAACAUGACGAGCAACGCGCCGGCCGAGUACGUGACGCUCAAGUCGGGCCUGGUCGAAAACUACGCCAUCUACAUCAACCGGCGGGCGGCGAACGCCGGCGUUUGCGCGCCCUCGUCCGCGGACUGGGUCGACGAGAGCAUCAGCUACGGCGCGACGCACUACCGCAAGAUCCGGCUCAACAUCGGGACGCUGCAGGUCGUCGAGGACGACCACCGGUUCACCGACCGGUCGGGCCAACCGCAGGCGUUCGGUUCGGCGGGCGACUGCUACAGCAACACCGGCCUCUGCCCGCAGGGUGACUUCUCGAUCAACCUGGAGGGGACGCCGUUCCGGAUACGGCCCCGCACCCAGUGGGAAACCAAGGGCCAGAACGCGGUCAUACACUUUUUGAUACGGUUGGAAGCACCGUACAAAAAGGUUCGGGCACGUUGCGGCGGCUACUGCGGCACCUGUUCGGUGUCCCGAAAUGGAUUGUUCCUAGAGUUGGAGUAAGACUAAGUGAUCAUCAACCGCGCAAAACGCACACCACGAACGAGGUCAUUUUUGCGUUUGCUAAUAAAACGCAUUUUGAAAAACAAAUGAACCUAACAGAGCUGCCACUGACAAAACACUAGGUGCCAACAAAACUCACACACACACACAUUUAGUUUAGUUUUAUAAGAAGCCCUGAAAAGUAUUUAUUUGAACUUUACCGAACACUAUAGUCGUGCUUCAAGUGUAGAAACAGCAUAUUUUCUAGAACUUAAUGCUCUGGGAAAGAAUUACCCUUAAGAAAGCAUGGAUUGCGGGAGCCACUGCGAAGUGGAUCGAUCGUCGCUGCCAAUCGAAUAGCAACUAAAGACUGACCGAGAAAGGAAUCAUAAUUUGUAACGAGUAAUCUAUUGCUAUAGGUGCAGGCAGGCAGACUGGUUCGGUCCACUUCCAGUCCGCUUCCGGUCCCCGAUUGUGUCCCGUGGUUCAGUUUUAUUGAGCCGAAGAGAGCAAUCCGGCAGCUUUUGAUAUUACUUUUGGUGUCUCUAUAAUCGGCUAGCAUUAACCGCAACAUACUUCCGUGUGCUUCCAUUUUAGUUAGUUGCACGUGCUUGCAGUUUCCAUUGUUCCAAUUUUCUGUUGACUAUUUUUUUCAAACGGUGCCUCGAACAUAACUAUAACGAAAGUGCUUUCCAUCGUGACGUUUUUUAGAAGUUUACCAAAGUACAAAAUUUCUGUAAUCUCAAACUUUAGGUGCGACGAAAAUACUCAAAUUUAGCAAUACGAACACGAAAACACUUCACACACACACACGCCCUACUUAACCUUAUAUUGAAAUUAGUAUUAUACAUCAACUCCGGAAGUCGAUCGAUUAUUCUAAAAUACGCUAGUAUAGAACAAUUUCCUGAAUCCGGCUAAAAACGAAUCCGUGCACAAAACGAUGAAUGAGUCCCCUUUGUGCGAACAAACAGGUCCGUUAUUCAACACCAAAAAAAUUGUGAACAACUUUCUUAACAAACCUAGAACUAUUUUCCAUCCGAAUAAAAAAAAACACACAAAUCUUUAAUUAGUGAAAAUUGGAGCUUAGGAUUUAGAGAAGAAAUCUACUACUUUUAAACGACAAUCUGCCACCGUCAACAAACGUCAACUUUAGAGCAACAACAAAAAAGUACCAACAAGGAAGCCGCAAACUGCCAUACUUAGCUGUAGUUUAUAUUAUUUUCGUUCUCUUAAAAAAAACAAAGUUUUAGUGUGUUUGUAAAAUUUAAAAAAUCCACAAACGUUUAGAGCAAACUACUGUGUAGCCCGCGCGCAGCAGCGAUCGGAAAAAGUAUUAUUAAAUUGCAAGAAGAAGAAAACAAAAGAGGGGCAAAACCAAACUGCAUUUGUAGCCACCCGGCAUACUGUAGAAGAAAAAAGAAGAUGAAAAACAAACGUCUAGAAUAAACCAAUUCAUGCAAUCACUUAUCGAGCCCAGAACCGCGUUUGCUGGAGUCAAAGUCAAACUGCCAAGUGAUUAUAGGAUUCGUAAACCGCACGCGCUUUACAGUUGGUCCCUUUUUAAUGUACAUAUUUUAACUCCUAAGCAACAAUUCAAUUGGAUAUACGCUUAAUACGAUUUGUUUUACUGUUCAAAAAUUGCAAACCAUCAUUCGGUGCGGUUGUAAGAAAGAAAAACGGAACUUUUUACACAUGUUUUUGAGAAGAAACAACACUUUAAUAAAGCAAAAACUAUUAUUUAUUACAAGUUGCAAACAUUAAACAUAGCUGUAAGCUCGAACACGUAUGACCCUAAACCGCAAUGUACUACUCUAACGUGCCGAUACUCCCACUCAACAAAUGCAUUUGUGUAAAGAA
Messenger RNA from Culex pipiens pallens (northern house mosquito), 5959 nucleotides. RefSeq names its product A disintegrin and metalloproteinase with thrombospondin motifs 9-like. Bases 131 to 4123 code for a protein of 1330 amino acids. The record is from RefSeq and is a predicted model, not a curated record. Gene Ontology annotation, biological process: extracellular matrix organization; proteolysis. Gene Ontology annotation, cellular component: extracellular matrix. The transcript is spliced from 16 exons. Gene Ontology annotation, molecular function: zinc ion binding; metalloendopeptidase activity. NCBI's taxonomy places the organism in Eukaryota, Metazoa, Arthropoda, Insecta, Diptera, Culicidae.